AUGACAAUGGAGCUAAAGAAUCAGAAGGAGGGGAUCGAAGUUGAGGCAGCUAGUGCGAUGGUGAAUGGGCUGAAAAAUACGUUUGGGUCUGAUCAAACAAAGAGCUACGAGUUGAGAACCUCCCAGUUGAAGAGUUUACUAAAAUUAUCCGACGAUCACGAGGAGGACAUCAUUGAUGCUCUCGGCUCCGACCUCUCCAAACCUACCUUCAUCCUCCAGGGUCCAUUGCCUUCAAUUCUGGUGAAAAUAGCAUCUGAAUCACAAGAACUGCAGGUUGAAAAAAGUGGUACCACUGGAGCUGGGUGCCUCUCUGCCAGUGAUAGCUUGUCUUUGCCUGUUGCAGAAACUGAAAAUAUCACAACUAGUAGUGUUUCACCCACAACUGCUUUAUUCAACAGCUUUUCACAUACGAGCAUUUGGCAGGAUCCUACUUCAGUUGUAGUAUCAUCAAAUUCAUGCAACAAUAUUGUUGUAGCAUCAUCAUCCCUACUGGAGGUUAAUUCAGUAGCUGCUUCAAAUCAGCCCUCAAGAAGCAAAAAUAGCCAUAAUCACAACCAUCUCAGCAAUCACCAUCAUCAUAAAGCUGAUGAACAUAAUGAAAAAGUCGAAAACCACCCCAAUUUCCCAUACAGACAGAACCUAUUCCGUGACUUUCAUGAAGUAAAUUCCAAUUGCAGAUUUAACCCAUGGAGGAUGAAUCAUUGUGAUCCCCAUGUGAACAAUCUUGCUAAAAAUUCUGCAAGAUUUGUCCCACCCCUUCCUCUGCCUCAUGUAUGUCCCCAUCCAAUGACCAUAGCUCCAUAUACGCAUCCAUUACAACCUCCAUUUCGGGGUUAUGAUUUUCUACAUCAUCCCCAUAAUAGUGGUGUCUUUCCAGAUUUUUACUUGAAGGAUCGUAUGGACCAGCAAGGAUGGGUUAAAGUCGAUCUUAUUGCUAGGUUUCCCAGGAUUAAAAAGUUGACUGAUGAUAUUCAGUUGAUACUGAGAGCUUUGCAACCCUCGCACACGGUGGAAGUACAGGGACUGAAUAUUCGAAGACGUGGAAGUUGGAUGAACUGGAUUCAAAGAUGUUGA
Messenger RNA from Ilex paraguariensis (yerba mate), 1074 nucleotides. The record is from the annotation of a GenBank genome assembly. Lineage: Eukaryota; Viridiplantae; Streptophyta; Magnoliopsida; Aquifoliales; Aquifoliaceae.